Molecule: messenger RNA, 354 nt
Organism: Metschnikowia bicuspidata var. bicuspidata NRRL YB-4993
Lineage: Eukaryota; Fungi; Ascomycota; Pichiomycetes; Serinales; Metschnikowiaceae
Exons: 1
Coding region: 1-354 (117 amino acids)
Source: RefSeq, a predicted model, not a curated record
AUGAUUAGGAGUUUUGGGAACAUUUCUAGUAAAGUCAAACUUGUGAAAGCUCCAUAUAGGUUUUACAGCGUCAAGUUUAGCGAGAAUUUCGAUGGAAAUCACCCGGCACCAACGAAACCAAAGCUAAGCGAGUUCAAGAACCCGCUUCUCCACACAUUUUUGUUGGCGUCGGCAACAUAUAUGGCCCUCCAGGCACUUUGGUCAGCACUUGAGUACGAGCAUGUGGAAGCAGAGCUCUUGAAGAAGUCGCAGAUUUUGGAAACAGAAAUGCAAGAAGCUAUUGAAGAUGCUAGAAAAGACAUGGUUCCCAUGAAGAGGGGAUGGCUUUCCAGCCUCAAAUUCUGGAAAAGCUAA